This is a messenger RNA of Bacillus rossius redtenbacheri, 7666 nucleotides long. RefSeq names its product trithorax group protein osa-like. Lineage: Eukaryota; Metazoa; Arthropoda; Insecta; Phasmatodea; Bacillidae. The transcript has 22 exons. Gene Ontology annotation, biological process: regulation of transcription by RNA polymerase II; positive regulation of DNA-templated transcription; chromatin remodeling. Gene Ontology annotation, molecular function: DNA binding; nucleosome binding. Gene Ontology annotation, cellular component: nBAF complex; SWI/SNF complex; brahma complex. The record is from RefSeq and is a predicted model, not a curated record. The coding region runs from base 1161 to 7439 and encodes 2092 amino acids.
AACUAUUUACAAUAUGAUUACUUUAAUACGAAAAAAAUACUUCAGUGUGGAAAUCUAACAUAACGUAUUUUACGCAUUUCAUAUAUAAAUUCAGUUGUAGAGUUGAUGCCUGUGGUUAAUUAAAAAGUAGGCUGUGUAGAAUGUUUAUUGAUUAUUGUUAAUGGUAGCAUGGUAAGAGACCAGAAUAAUUUUAUGAUUUAUUAUAUUACAAGUGAUAUUUUACUAUUCAAGUUACAACAUUACUUAAUGCAAUAAAUACUUUCGUGAGUUGCUUGUUAGGCCCGCGAGUUAACUUGCGCAGUUGCCAAAUGUGUUUUGACAUUUUGACUCAACGCCACAAAUUACUUGUUCUCGAUUUUGCUAAAUAUUACGUGUGCAUGCUGUGAUCGGUGGUGUAGCUUAGUUUUUAACAGUUUUAAGUUUUACACUCUUUUAAAAAUCGUACGAUUUUUACAUUUUGAAACAGGAAAUGGCCGUGGAAAGUUUUGAACAGAACUGCUUGUUCGGCAGACGGAACAGAUUACUUCGCAGAUCGUUGUGUAUGUGGAGUGUAAUUUCCAGCAAUCUAUAAACUGGCUGUUCAUACGUAAAUAAUUUCUUGUAACAAGUUCUGAUUUACGCCUCACACACACGCAAGCAGUAUAGAGAAGUGACUAGCGGUGUGGUGAUGGUGACGCAGUACAACUCGGGGAGCUGUAGCCUUCCGCGCGGAGAAUUUAAUUUUGAGAAAUAGUUCCUACACUCUUCCAUGUCCAAGUAGCCUUUGUUAUAAAGUUUACUGUAAGUGAUUGGUUUACAGUAUCACGUGUGAAAGUGAACUGGAGGGGCGUGCGAUAUGAGGUAGCGAGUGCAUUGUUGAAGAGAUGGGGAUUUUUGUUGUUAUUGUUGCGGAUGAAUAUGUAGACUUUUUUCUCCUAACCUCCUUUCGCGCUAUUGAAGUAGAUAUGCGAAAUAAUGGUGAGUGAUGGAAAGUGUCUGUUUUAUUUCGAACGGUUACUACAUUUCGGAUUAAGUUAUUCGUGGCACAUGUGGUUAAUGCAGUGAUGGGAAGAUUAUGGAUUACAGUGCAUUGGUUCUCCAAGAGUUUCGGUGUAACGUAAAAGCGUGCUGGAUGUGUUUGCGGUGGCGGGGUGUUGGCAGCGAGGAAGGUACUGCCUAACAUGGCUGCAACGCAAGCUGAAAACCAACAAAAUGAGUUGAAUCGUGACCAAGUUCAGCAAGACCAGCCACCAGACUUGGGUAAUACAGUGUUACAAAAUGGGACAGAAAAGAAUGGUGCUCGGGGAAUUCUAGGAUCUGAUAAUAUCGUGAAUACGAAAACGAAGUCGCCAGGUCAAAAUAGUCUCGCUGUGGAGAUGAGUCAAUAUCGGCAGGAGUCGGGCGCGGGUCCGCCAAUACACAAUAAUUCCGGGAACAGUGAGCAAAACGUUAACAGUGCGGGCAUAGACGGUAGUAAGCUUAACACCGACGGCAAGUCGUUUAGCCAGAACUCCGAGCAGGGGGCAGGAAGUGACCAGAAUUAUGGCAAGGGUGCGGACGGUAGCGGACAAAACAUGCAUGGUUUCAGUUUAGGAUUUAGUGCUAGGGGAAACUAUCACCCGGACCACGGGCCGGGGAAUCCUGUACAAAAUAGUGCUGAUAGUAAUUUGCAUCAAAAUCACCCGUUUAGUCAGUUUAGUCCGCAGACCAUGAGACACGGCUUCCCCAGUUCGAAACCGAUGCCAGGCAGCCAGAUGGUACCUCCAAGGCCGCCUAGUGGCAACCAAAACAUGAACGCUCCGGGCGGCGGGUUCUCGCCGCACGUACAGCAGCCGAGGUUCCUGUCCGGCCAGAGCAUUUCGCAACAGACGGGCCCCACUCCCACGCUGAACCAGUUGUUGCAGUCCCCCAACCCGGUCCACCGGUAUCAGAACAGCUGCGGGGACUUCGGCAUGCAGAAGGCUGAGCAAGGCUCCGGGAGCAUCCCCUACAACCAGUCGUGGCCGCCCCAACGGGCGAUGGCCCCGUACGGGCCCCAGCAGGUCGCCCCGGGAUACAGGAGUCAACCGCCGGGCGGAGUGGCGCGGGGCGGGCAGUCCCCCUACCUGGGCGGGCAGGCGGCGGCUCCCGGGUCGGGGGGCUUCCCCCAGCAGCCGCCCCCGCAGCAGUACCCCUCGUCGUACCCGCAGCAGCGGUACCCGGGCGCGCCCGGCGCGGCGGGCAGGGCCUUCUCCCCGCACCAGCUGGGCUCGCCGUACGGCCAGCAGCCCGGGGGCGGCGUGUACGGCGGCGGCGAGCAGCGAGGCUCCUGGGGACAGCAGCAGCAGCAACAACAGCAGCAGCAACAGCCGCCACCGCAGCAGCAGCAGCAGCAGCAGCAGCCGCCUGCUCCGCAGCCGUCGCCGCAGCCCCAGCCGCCGCCGUCGCCGCAGCAGACACCCCCGCAGCAGCAGCAGCAGCAGCAGGCUUUCCCCAGUCGUCCGCAGCAGCCAUCCACCCCUAACACCCACGCCCCGGAUCCAGGGGACCUGACGGGGCAGAACAGCAACGACAGCUCGAGCGGGCCGGCGCCCGGGACACCCAACUCCCAGGGACUGCGCCCCACGCCCUCGCCCACGGGCUCCAACGGCUCUCGAUCCAUGUCGCCGGCCGUCGGCCAGCAGAACAUUCCGAUGCCCCCGCGGCCGUCGAGCGGGCAGUCUGACGGGGGUGGGCCCGCGCGCAUGAGCCACUCGCCCAUGGGCGCGCAGGGUGCCUACCAGCAGCCGCUUGCGCCGCCGCCCCACAUGCACGGCUACAAGAUGGCCGCCCACCCCGGCAUGGUGCCCCCCGCGGGCCAGCAGAUGCCCCCCUUCGCGCCCCAGGGCCAGCCCUACUCCCAAGGGAGCUACGCGCCGCGGCCGCAGGGGCAGCUGGGCGCCGUGCAGUACGGCCACGCGCAGGGCUACGCCCCGGGGCCCGGGGCGGGGCAGAGCCCCCAGGCCAACAGCAUGGGCCCGGCGGGCCAGUACCCCAGCCGCCCCAUCCCGAACCACGUGUCGCACUCGCAGUUCGCCGGCUACCAGGCGUGGGGCGGCCCGGGGAUGGGGCAGGCGCCCCCCGGCCCGGCCAUGAUGGGCGCGAAGGCCCCCGGCAUGCAGCCCGGCGUCGCGCCGCCGGCGACCAACACCCCGGGACCUCGCCCUCACACCCCGCCCCACUACCUCAAGCACCACCUGCAGCAGAAGAUGGGGUUCGGGGUGUCUGGAGGCGGCGCGGUGGGCUACAGCAGCGGGCCGGGGCCGGGCCCCGGGAACGGGCCGGGCAUGGGCCCGCCGGCGGUGGGCAUGCACCACCACGCGGGGGGCAUGGGGCCCCCGCCCCCCACCAGCAGCAUGGGGCCCCCGGUGACGGCGGCCGCCCCCCAGCUGCCCAACAGCCAUGGUCAGGAGGAGCCCAUGCCCCCGCCCUCGGCGGCCGAGCUGGGCGCUGACGAGCCCGUCGUCACCACCGCCGCCUCCGCCCCUGUCGCAGGCACCGCAACGAACGUGGCCCCUUCCGCCCCGGGCAGCGUGACGUCGGUGGUGACCACGGGGCCCGACGGCGCGCCCAUCGACGAGGUCUCCCAGCAGUCCACGCUGUCCAACGCCUCCGCAGCGUCCGGGGAGGACCCCAGCUGCACGCCCAAGUCGCGCAAGGACGGCGGCGCGGUGGGCGGCUACCACAGCCACCCGGCGACCCCUCAGAGCACGGUGGCCUCUCCCGGCGCGGCCAGCAUGACGUCCGUGCACGAGGACUACGGCGAGGUGAACAGCCCCAGCUGGCCGCGCACGCCCGCCAGCCCGGUGUUUAACAGCCAUGUGCACCAAGACCCAUACCGAGCCAAGAAGCCCGACAGCCUGGGGAAGCUGUACGACAUGGACGACAGCCACGAGCGCCGCGCCUGGCUCGACAAGCUGCUGCAGUUCAUGGACGAGCGCGGCACGCCCAUCUCCGCCUGCCCCACCAUCUCCAAGAACCCCCUCGACCUCUUUCGACUGUACCUGUACGUCAAGGAGAGAGGGGGAUUCAUGGAGGUAUGCAAGGUGACCAAGAACAAGACGUGGAAGGACAUCGCGGGCCUGCUGGGCAUCGGGGCGUCGUCCAGCGCCGCCUACACGCUCCGCAAGCACUACACCAAGAACCUGCUGGCCUACGAGUGCCACUUCGACCGGGGCGGCAUCGACCCGCAGCCGAUCAUCAACCAGGUGGAGGCCACUUCGAAAAAGAAAGGCUCGUCCAACUCGCAGGACUCGUUCCCCGCGGCCGGCUCCAGCGGGGCGUCCAUGGACGGCUACGGCUACGGCUACCCCGCGGGUGGCACCCCGGACUACGGCUCGCCGCCCACCAUGCAGCGCCCCGCCGCGCAGACCAACGCCCCGUCUCCGCACUCGGGCAUGCAGCCAGGGUACCAGGGCCAAGGCAGCUACUCGCAGUACCAGGACCAGUACGGCGGCCAGUACCCGCCCUCCCGGCCCAUGUACCCCCCGUACUCCGCCGACGGCGACAGGGGGUACAGCCAGGGGCCGGCCAGCGCCCCGCCCGCCGGCUCCGUCCCGCCCGCCGCCGCCCAGGACUACGGCCGCUACCUGGGGCCCGGCCAGCCGCCCGGCUACCCCGCCCCCCGCCCCGGCUACGGGGCGCCCCCCGCGCCCCCCGCCGCGGGAGCCCCCGCCGCUCCCCAGCCCGAGUACUACCGCCAGGACCAGAUGUCGGCACAGUUGGUUAGUUUCUCGACCUCGCAGCUUGCUCGCCAGCUAGUGGCCCCCCAAAGCCCUGCCAAACCACCUUACCACCAAGGCGGAGCCGCCGGGACCAACCCCCCGGGCCAGAUGUACCCCGCCACGUCGCCCAGCAAGACCAUGCCCCCUCCCGCCCCACAGCCCCGGAGACACCCGGACUUCGCCAAGGAUCAGCCGCCCUACUCCCCCUACUCGCAGCAGCGGCCGGCCGUGUACGGCUGGUCCAACAACAGCCAGUACCGGGGCCAGUACCCGGGCCCGGUGCCCCAGGGCCCCGCGGGGCCGGCGCCCCAGGGCCCACAGCCGUGGCCCCAGGGGCCGUCACGCCCCGCCGGGCCGGCCGCCUCGCAGCCCGGGGGCCAGCCGUGGGACCAGCACCGCUACCCGCCCGGAUCCCAGCCCCCACAGCAGUCGCAGCAGCAGUGGAUGUCCAACAUGCCGUCUCCGGGAGUGGGGCAGAGCUCCCCCCUGCGGCCACCCGUGGGGCCUCGCGCCCCCUUCAGGCCCGAGGGGAAGCCCUUCCCCAUGCCUGCGCCCCCGGGAGCCAAAGGCCCAGCCGCGAGCGCCCCGAGCGCCCCCUACCCCGCGCCGGCCCCCCCGAAGAGGGAGAUCGUGUUUCCACCCGACAGCGUGGAGGCCACGGCGCCCGUGCUGUACAAGCGCAAGCGCAUGGCGCGGACGGACGUGGCCCCCGUCGACGCCUGGCGCCUCAUGAUGAGCCUGCGCUCGGGGCUGCUGGCCGAGACCUCAUGGGCCCUGGACGUGCUCAACGUCCUGCUGUUCGACGACUCGACGGUGGCCUACUUCGGCCUGGCGCACCUGCCCGGCCUGCUGGACGUGCUGCUGGAGCACUUCCGCCGCAGCCUGGCCGACAUGUUGGACCGCCCGCCGGCGCCGGCCGGCCCCGGGGGCGAGUGGUACCGCCCCCCGCGCCCCGAGGCGCCCGAGGUCGACCUGGGCGGCGUGACCCGGCCCGUGGACCCGGGAGACCGGGCGCUGCUGCUGGAGUCUCUCCCCGACUACACGCUGGUCUCCCGGAGGGGCCGCCCCGUCAGGGUGGUGCCUCGCGAGGGCGACAUCUUCGUGCUGGACGACCGCAAGAGCUGGGACGUGCACGGGGACGUGGCUGAGGACGAGCCGGACGCCAGCUCCACGCGCUACAUCGUGUCGUGCUUCCAGGGCGAGUUCGGCAGCGUGCCGUUCGCGAGGCUGCUGCCCGACGGGCGGGCGGGGGGGAAGGAGGCUCGCGACCAGCAGAACAGGACUAAGACGCCGAGUGACGUGCUGCCGCGGAUAAAAAAGGAACCUUCGGACGUCGACGCCGCGAGGGAAGUUCGGGGGAAAGUUGAGAGGUUAGAAAGUGUCGUGCAACUCAAGAAGGAAAAAACUGAAGAGUGCGAGGAGGAAGAGGAAUGUUUCGCCAAAACUGUUCAGCCCGUCCCCAAAGCCGAGUCGAACGCGAGGGGCACGUUCGCGGAUAUAGGCUUCAGGAAGGACGGCGAAGAAAGCGAUCUCUCGCGUGACAGCAACGCGUGUACCAAAAUCGAUGUCAUCGAACCGGAAGCGAAAGAGCUCGCGGAGGACGCGGAUGGCGGGUCCCCCGCGGCGGCCGUGAUCGCGGAAGACGGCUCGCGGAUCAAGAUCUGCGACCCGGCGGGGACCCUGAAGCGCAGGCGGAUGUCUGACUACGAGGACGAGUGCUACACGCGCGACGAGGCCAGCCUGUACCUGGUGACGGAGACCCAGGACGCCGUCGCCCGGCGCUGCAUCUGCCUUUCGAACGUGCUGCGCAACCUGACGUUCGUGCCGGGCAACGAGGCGGAGUUCGCCAAGAACGUGACGUUCCUGGGCCUGCUGGGCCGGCUGCUGCUGCUGCACCACGAGCACCCCGCGCGCACGCACAAGCAGCGCAACUACGACCGCGACGACGACGCGGACUGCGCGGACUCGUGCAGCAGCCUGCAGGGCGAGGGGGAGUGGUGGUGGGAGUCCCUGCAGGCGGUGCGCGAGAACGUGCUGGUGAGCGCGGCCAACAUCGCGGGCCACGUGGACCUGGGGCGGCAUGCGGAGGAGGUGGCGCGGCCCGUGCUGGACGGGCUGCUGCACUGGGCCGUGUGUCCCGCCGCGCACGGCCAGGACCCCCUCCCCUCGGCCGCGCCCUCCUCGCCCCUCUCCCCGCAGCGCCUGGCGCUCGAGGCGCUCUGCAAGCUGUGCGUGACCGACGCCAACGUGGACCUGGUGCUGGCCACGCCGCCACGCUCGCGCCUGGAGCGCCUGUGCGCCGUGCUGACGCGCCUGCUGUGCCGCGGCGAGGACCAGGUGCUGCGCGAGUUCGCCGUCAACCUGCUGCACUACCUGGCGGCGGCGGACGGCGCCAUGGCGCGCACGGUGGCGCAGCACAGCCCGUGCGUGUCGCUGCUGGUGGCCUUCAUCGAGCAGGCGGAGUCGAGCGCGCUGGGCGUGGCGGGCCAGCACGGCAUGGCGGCGCUGCGCGACAACCCCGACGCCAUGGGCACCAGCCCCGACAUGCUGCGCCGCGCCGCCGGCACGCUGCUGCACCUGGCGCGGCACCCGGACAACCGCCCGCUGUUCCUGCAGCAGGAGCAGCGGCUACUGGCCCUCGUCAUGAGCCAGAUCCUGGACCAGCAGGUGGCGAGCGUGCUGGCCCGCGUGCUCUUCCAGUGCUCCCGCCACGCGUAGCUGUACCGUUUUGUAACACCCGAGUGAGUGAAUCAUUGUAUUUAUUGAUUUGACCCGCGAGCUGGCGUUCUGUCUCGGCCGGCUCCCGCCCCCCCCCCCCCCCCUGAAACCUUGCCCUUAGGUCCCCGUGCUCCUCGGUUCAUGUUUGGUAUUUACUUGUGCAAAUGCUUUAUAUAUGUCUGAAUACUGAAAAUCAGAAAUAAAUGUACAUAAGAAGUAAAAUUACA